This is a messenger RNA of Carassius gibelio (silver crucian carp), 1577 nucleotides long. Its product is annotated as serine/threonine-protein kinase pim-1-like. The record is from RefSeq and is a predicted model, not a curated record. Gene Ontology annotation, molecular function: ATP binding; protein serine/threonine kinase activity. Gene Ontology annotation, cellular component: cytoplasm. Bases 144 to 1460 code for a protein of 438 amino acids. The transcript is spliced from 6 exons. Gene Ontology annotation, biological process: regulation of mitotic cell cycle; negative regulation of apoptotic process; protein autophosphorylation. Lineage: Eukaryota; Metazoa; Chordata; Actinopteri; Cypriniformes; Cyprinidae.
UCAUAAAAGAAUUCCAAGAGUUUUAGAAUGUAGCACAGGACUAUAAAGACUUGAAACUCACCUGCUCAGUUUGUGGCGAGCAAGGAGUAGUUAUCAUUAACGGUGUUAAAAGUUGUUGAUAGAGUUUUUAUCGUCUGCUAAAUAUGGGACAGCGACUUUCUCGAAGAGAAAAGGUGGAGGAAGGAGGUGAUGAGUGUGUGCAUGAGGUCAAUCCCCGUACAUCAGUUACAUCCACCAAACACAAGGCGAAGAUCCGUCCUCGUCCUGAUGAGACGCCUGCGGGAACCGGUGAGGGACAGCAGGAGAAAGGGCGAAAGAAAACAAAGAAAAACAGGAGGUUCCCCUCUCUUUUCUGUUGUUUGUCUCACCCCAAAUCCACCGGAGCUCAGGAUGAGCAGGGUGAGGUGGACCAGGACGCUGACUCCGGACCGUCCAUUAGGUGUUCUGAUGAUCAGACUUCUCUACAGGACAUCAUCUGUACUGUAGAGGACAAUGAUCAUCAGGAGGCUUCUUCCAGUCGUCCUGAAGACUACAUAAGUGCUGAGGACCAGCUAAUGGAAGAUCAGGACAGUCCAGUUACUCUGUCAGAAGGUGAGAGUGUGUCACAACUGCUGAGAGAGCUGGACUGUAAUGAGAUCACGCGGAUCCAGGACCACAUUUGCUGGAAAUAUGAUAUCGGCAAGAAGAUGGGGGAAGGAGGAUUCGGCUCCGUCUUUGAGGGGACCCGGUACAAGGACGGCCUUUCGGUGGCUGUGAAACUUGCAGCCAAGACAGAGAAUAUGCCAUACAUUAGCCUUCCUGAUCAUCCCAGUCCGGUUCCUCUUGAGGUGGCCCUGACAAUCAUGGCCAAUCAAGGCCCCAGCUGUAGCCAAAUCAUAGAGUUGCUGGACUGGCAGGACCAUCCAGACCAGUAUAUCAUGGUCCUAGAGCGGCCCUCACCCUGUGUCGACAUGCACAUUUUCUGGGAGUAUAAUGGCCACCUCUUUAGUGAGGAGUUAGCGCGUCAUUUCAUGUGGCAGGCGAUUGAUGCUGCUGUCGUGUGCUGUUCCCGGGGGGUGUUCCACCGGGACAUCAAAAUGCCAAAUCUCCUCGUCAACACAGAGACCCUGGAGGUCAAAUUGAUCGAUUUUGGGUGCGGGGACCUCCUGAAAAGCUCUUCUUACAAAACCUACUCUGGGACAGCGAUGUACUGCCCUCCCGAGUACUUCGAGAAGGGUGAGUACCACGGGAAGGAGGCAACAGUGUGGUCGCUGGGCGUGCUGCUGUUUGCCAUGAUCACCAGCCUUUUCCCGGACAGCAGCGAUAUCAGCUUGAUGGACGCUGAUGUGUGGUUCCAGCCGGGCUUCUCAGACGAAUGCUGCCGUUUUAUUCGAGGUUGCCUGAAGAGCAACCCAGAACAGAGGCUUCUUUUGGAGGAGAUGCUGUUUCAUGACUGGUUUGAGGUACUAAGUCUAAGAUAAGCUCAAAUGUAUAUAUUGACACAUGGUCGUUUGUUUAUUUUUCGCCUGUUUGUUGGUUUGGUUUGAUUCUCUCAAUAUGGACAUCCGCUUCCUUUUGGUUACUAUUCAGUACCUGCU